This is a messenger RNA of Mytilinidion resinicola, 2006 nucleotides long. RefSeq names its product putative ZIP zinc transporter. Bases 357 to 1586 code for a protein of 409 amino acids. Gene Ontology annotation, cellular component: membrane. The transcript has 4 exons. Gene Ontology annotation, molecular function: zinc ion transmembrane transporter activity. The record is from RefSeq and is a predicted model, not a curated record. Lineage: Eukaryota; Fungi; Ascomycota; Dothideomycetes; Mytilinidiales; Mytilinidiaceae. Gene Ontology annotation, biological process: zinc ion transmembrane transport; intracellular zinc ion homeostasis.
GGUUUCUCUGGAGUUCCUUUGGGCUGUUAGGGGUGUGUGCUUGAUUGAUUGGGGUUUUGGGGUGGACGAACCAGUUUGCGGCGAUAAUGGGGUUGUGGAGGACCUUCUUUUUUGACUUUGGCUUCUUCUUUACUUUGGAGAUUGAGGACUUGUUCUUCUUCUUCUGGAGUUCGCGGCCCAUGAUUGCGGUUGGAUAGGGUUGUGGCGGAGAGAAUCAAAAAUCUGGGGUUGGGUUGAAGAAAUCGAGGCCCGCGAAAUCUUGGCUCAGCCCCACGGUCGACUUCACAGGCGUCAGACCCCUCUGCAGCACCCCUGAAGGCAUUGCUCGCUCUCCUGCAGCUCAUAUAUCCGCAACAAUGCCUUCCCGCAUAUCUCUGCUGUUAUGUGCAGUCAUUGCCUCCAUUCUUGUGUGUCAAACGUAUGCUCACAUUUUUGAAAGUAAAGAUGCAUCUGUGGCAUCGUUGAGCGUCGCGGAGAUCGAGGAUAAGCUUCAGGAAUGCCCCCUCGUGCAAGCUCUCAACCAGCACAAAGUCGCUACCCACCCACCAACCCCAAGCGUAACAUCUCGUAUAUUCGCUGUCCUCUUCCCCGGUAGCCCAGCAGUGAACGCCCUGCUCGCAACCCUCUACAUCUCCGGCCCACCCAACUUCCUCCUAGCACUAUGCCCGCCAAACAUCGACCCCUCGUCACUGAGUGUUAUGGUCGCUUUCGCCGUGGGCGGAUUGCUUGGAGAUACCCUAUUCCACCUUCUACCUGAGAUAUUCCUCGGCGAAGAUGCCGAAGAGCACGUCCGAUUCGUCAUGGUGGAGCCGAACAAGAAUCUCCUCCUCGGCGUAGCCAUCAUGGUCGGCUUCCUGACCUUCGUAGCUAUGGACAAAGGCCUACGAAUUGCUACCGGCGGCGAAGACCCCCACGACCACAGCCACGCCCACGGGAAAGUCGAAGGCGGCGAGAAAGCCGCCGCCAGCGGCGCUGACACAGCCAAGUCCUCCACCCUCCGCUCCCGCAAACCCACCAAAGACACCCCGCUCCCUACCCCUCCCGCCAAAGAAGUGAAUCCCUCCGCCAAACUCGGCGGCUACCUCAACCUCAUCGCCGACUUCACGCACAACAUCACGGAUGGCCUCGCCCUCUCCUCCUCCUUCUACGCCAGCCCCACCAUCGGCGCCACCACCACCGUCGCCGUCUUCUUCCACGAAAUCCCCCACGAAGUCGGCGACUUCGCCCUGCUGAUCCAAUCCGGCUUCUCCAAGCGCGCGGCCAUGGGCGCGCAGUUCGUCACCGCCAUCGGCGCCUUCCUCGGGACAUGCGUCGGGAUCGCGGUGCAGGAAUUCGGGGGAUCGUCGAGCGGGUCAGGGGCUGUAGGGGGCGAGGUGCAGGCGGGGUUGUACGGCACGAGUCUGCAGUGGGGGGACCUGCUGCUGCCGUUCACGGCGGGCACGUUCCUGUAUGUGGGGACCGUGGCGGUGAUUCCGGAGCUGCUGGAGACGGGGCCGAAUAAGGGGGAGGAGCUGCGGAAGACGCUGACGCAGUUUUUGGCCAUGUUUACGGGCGCGGGGAUCAUGCUUGCGAUUUCGUGGUCGUAGGUCUGCAUAGCGAUGAGCGUUGGAUUUGGGCAAUAGAGUAUGUGGCAUGGCUUGUGGGCAUAUGAUGGUGUAGAUGGUCGGUCGGCAUAGAGUAUCAUGAAAUAUCGUGGAGCGGAGUUUCAGAAGAGUAUCGCACGUACAUGUUUGUAGUGCAAGGUGAAUUUCAAAGUUCGAAGUCUGGAUUGUGGGGCAUCAUCUGGAGCUCAAUGGUCCAUCCUCCAUGAAUCCGGAAGACAUAUCAAAUCGCAGUAUAUGCGGGGCUGGAGCGGAGAAUCACCAAGGAAUACUCAAUGCAUAAUUAGAACUUAUUUGUGGACACCCAUUGCAUUCGCUAUGUAUUCCCCCCGUCUAACCUCCGUGUUGAAAAGCCGCAAGGCUACCUAUGUAGUCGCAAGCGAGCCGAAAGGGUAUAUAAAGAAG